Cataglyphis hispanica is the source of this 4533-nucleotide messenger RNA. RefSeq lists its product as uncharacterized. The record is from RefSeq and is a predicted model, not a curated record. Bases 337 to 1647 code for a protein of 436 amino acids. Lineage: Eukaryota; Metazoa; Arthropoda; Insecta; Hymenoptera; Formicidae. The transcript is spliced from 9 exons.
CGGGCACAGUCAUUAUUGCGCCAGUCUGACACCCGCCAGCGAUCUUCCUCGUCGCGACUUUCCCGAAUCUUUUCCGAGACUUUGUCGCGGUAGCGAACAACGCGUCAGCAAGAGCGUGCAUGCCAGAGGAGAACGGCCUCGUGGUCACCUCGUGAGAGCGCUGACUAUCGCGUCACGGUAACCCGGCGUGUGUACGAUGAGACUCUUCUCGGAGAACGAGGAAAAUGUGACGUGAGAGACUGACCUUCGGCGGGUCCUUCGGCGAGUGCGACACGUUCUGCGACGCAGUCAGUAACGCGCGCGGGCGCGGGUCAUCCCUGCAAAGUGACCGUCGCGAUGAGGAGGUUUCUGUCGACGGCAGCGGUGUGCUGCUGGUUCCUGGUGGCGCUCGGUGUCGGCCAGGUCGCCGGACAAUUAUUGGACACGGAAUUCCAGCCGACGGUGACGGCAACGUGCAAGGGCGGCUACAUGACGAUACGCGUCAAUCUCAACCAGAGUUUCGUAGGCGCGAUCCACGCUCGAGAUCAUCGAACCCCGCAGUGCAUGGUGUCCGGCAACGGCACCACACACGCCACCCUGGGCAUCAACCUAUUCGCGUCGCAGGACAGUCCCGAGUACUGCGGAGUCCUCGUGAACAACCACACAGAAGAACGUUCCAUUCCCAUUGCUGUGAGAAUACAUAAAACUUUGGAGCUGGCGGAUGACAAGUUUUAUGUUAUUACAUGCGGAAAAGCGGGCUUCAAAAAUGCCAAAAAUGAAACUUCGCUGGUCUCCUUGCGCCUACUGGAUGAAGGUGUCAGAGUACAAGAAGCUAUAUACGGUCACAACUACACUCUGCGUGCCGAGAUUUCACGCCCAGACGGAAUGUACGGGAUCCGAGUCAAGAAUUGCUUCGCAUUCAACAAGCUCAAUUCCAGUGUACAGCUUAUAGACGAGAGAGGCUGUCCUGUGAAAGUUCGGAUGACGAAAUUCAUAUACGAUCGAAGCACCGGUAUAGCGGAUGCCACAUUGUUCUCGAUGUUCCGGUUUGCCGACAGUUCAGAGGUGCAUUUCCAAUGUGACAUCGCCGUGUGCAGAGGAAGCUGCGGUACCCCUGUAUGUGAAGGAGACAAAGAGGAACUGAUAAAGGGUGGCUCCUCUACUAACGGACAAAGUGUUAGUAGCGAAGAAGGAGUACUACUUGCCGGAACAAGCGUCUUUGUUCUCCAACCAGGCGAAAAGCGAGUUGUACAAACAUUAUAUGAUGACGGCAGCGUGCACCCGCUAUGGCUCCUAUGGCUGGCGGUAGCGCUCGGGAUAUUAUUCCUCAUCAUGCUUAUUAUCAACAUAUUCCUAUGUUCGGCAAUGACCUGUAGCUGCACCCGAACCGACAUUAUCGAGAAGGAGCCGUCAAUCAUCGAGGAUUACGAUCCAUACCGCAGCUGGCACGGCUCUCAAUACGGGUCGAGGUAUUCGUUAAACGGAAAGCAGGGAUACGCCUCCGGCGGAUCUACCAUGAAUUCUACGAGGUCGAUAUCGACGAAUAGCGAUCACUAUGCAAUAGUACAUUCCCGGCCAGGAAGCAGAUAUUCUGGUCCUGGACAAAAACAUCAUCAUCAUCACAGAGGACCGCCGUCCAACAUUGGUUCACAUUAUUCCGGGAAAUGAUGUUUCCCUUAGCUUCAUUUUUUAUAAAUAUAAAAAAAAAACUAUAGAAUUUCAUUGUUUUCAUUAACGUUACUUUAAAUAAACACGAAUUUUACGCGCCAUUAGUGGCAUUAUUUCAACCGCACGAAUGACAAGGAUUUGAUUUAAACGUAAAAUAUCGCCGAUAUAAUUUUAAAAUCAUUUUUACAUAUCAAACGAUAUAUCAGCACUUUCUCGAUCGCAUUAUUAAGAGAUAGGUUUAAGUCGAUUAUCAUCGUAUUUGCUGUGCAUUGAGACAAAUAUAAUGAAGAAAUUAUUACAACAUAUAAAUCGGUUAUUUAAAAAUAAUAUACAUAAUACAUAAUAGCUUGUCCAUUAUUAGCAAUGCGCAUAUAUUUCACGUGUGAUUUCACAUAAUAUAUCAAGAGAGUGUUAAUAUAUAAAGUUCGAUAUCUAGUAUGAGAUGAAUGCUAAUUUUUUUGCAACAAUCUGAAAUUUUCCGUCCAUGUGAAAAAUGGAAUAAAAUUAUGUGAUACCAAUAUAUUUUUCCGUUAUCUUUACAAGAAAGUUUUUAUUUUAUGCUCUUGCACUUGUUAAUAGUAUCAACGACAAUAAGCAACGCAUCGAUCAAUUCGAUAAAUGCGGAUCAAGUGUAUUAAUGAGAUAAAAUUUUCUAUGGAUAAGUGCGAUAUAUAAAACUGCGCAGACAUCGGUAUUUUUAUGUUUAGCUUCAUCAUUCGUGAGACGAUUCUCUUGUGUGCUAGACUGCGUAUAUAUGUAUCAUAAUAUAUAUAUAUAUAUAUAUAUAUAUAUAUAUAUAUAUAUAUAUAUAAUAGUCAUAAGCAUAGGCAUUAGCAUUUAUAAAAUUGCGCAAAAAAACAUUGAUCCUAAUUAAGAAAUAUACUAGUUAAAUGCUUUUUGUACAUAAAUCUAUUAAUCUAAAAACACAAGUGCCUUUUAUUUCUACCGGCAAACAUUUUUGGAAAUCCAAAUAAGAAUUCAAAUCUUCAGUAAUUUAGGAAUAUUUUUCUAUGAACACAAUCGAGAAGAUAAUAAAAACAGCAUUAAAAUUAAAAGCGUAUCAGAUUAAAAUUGAAAGCAUAGCCUAUUAGGAUUAAAAAUUUUUUUUAGAAUAACGUUGGGCUUAUCACUCUUAGCUUAUGAUAAUAACACAAUCACACGAUUUUUUUUCAAACUUUGUUUAUAUUUUCAUCCACAGUGUUAUUUUCAUCAAUUAUGUUUUUUUAUUGAUGUGUGUCUCAGUUCGCCGUAAUAAUGCAUCAUGCCAUUAACUAAUUCGCUAGCUAGAUUCAUGAUCUUUUUCAGAAAAACAAAUCAAUAAUAUAUAUAUAUAACUUAUUUUUGCAUAUUAUAAUUUCUGAGAUGAUAUAAAUCUUACGACAAUAAGUGUAUGCAUCAAAUAAACGUAUUAUUAAAUGAUCACCGUUACUUCUAAUAAUAAUAUUUUAUUCCGAAGCGUGCACACAUCUUAUUCUUCUCGCGUUCCCAUUUUUCCAGAAAUAUUUUCUUCCUGCUUUCAUAUUUGAUUACUUUCUUUUUUUCUCUUUCUCUCUCUUUCUGAUAAUUUUCUAACUUACCUUUUUAUUUUAAGUGGACAGAGUAUUAUGUAGGAGUUAUAUUACAUCUUCUUUACAAAGCAUAUUCAUUACAUUCAUUUUGCAAAGUAUAAGUCGGACGGCUAUUAUGUAGAAGAAAUUCAGAAUUUUCUCUUGUGUGAAAAUAUAGGAAUGAAUUGCUCUAAAAUUUUUUUGAAAGAAAAAAAGAAAUUAUAUACAUAUAAUGGAAAUAUUAAAUGAUAGAUUGCUAUUUUUUAAAACGAUUUAUUAUUAAAAAUACAUUUUUAGAAUAAAAUAUACGAGAGAGUAAUCCGCGUAGACUGUAGUAUGCACUUAUAUGCAUCUGUACAUGAGCAUAAUUCUCUCUUUCUUUCUUUCUUCCUCUCUCUCUCUCUCUCUCUCUCUCUCUCUCUCUCUCUCUCUCUUCUUUUCUAUCUUUCGUUUUUUAAACAAACUCUAUUUAUAUAAGAUAUGAAAAAAACUCAUUUUUUUUUGCUUAGAAAUGGUAACUGCCGCUAUGUAUACGGAUUUAGUAAAUUGAAUAAUUACACAAGGAAAAGGGAUCUCAUAUUACUAGCUAUAGGAAUACUAGAAAAAAAUCUUCAGUAUUACAAUAUUUACAACACAAUUAAUGUAUCUGCUUGAAGAAUUAAUUAGAAUGUAAACUAUUUUUCUUCGCUAUAACGAGUGCAUUGCUUUUUAAUAAGAUAAAUUUCAAAUUAAAAAGCCAAAUUAGACAAUAAUAUGCGUGAGUAUGCAAAAAGUUCAUUUCAAAAUUUUAUCACUAUUAAUUAUUCUUGACAGAAAAGAUUUUCGAUGAAAAACAUUAAAGAGAGUUGUUUGGAAAAAUGUAUGGAGACUUUUAUGAAAUUCUUUUAUAAAUUAAUCGUAUAUAUAAUCAUCUAUUUAGCUAUCUUUCAAAAUUUGAUUAGCACGAUAGAAAAGUUAAUAUCAUACUUUACACACAAGUGUGAUGGAGCAAAUAUACCGUCGAUCAAAUUAUAGUAUCACGCAGUAUAAAAGACAUAAAUGUGUUUUCGAAUAGUAUAUAACUUAAUUAUCUCUCAUCGCUUUUUAUAAUAAAAUCUCAUAAUAUCUAUUAAAUAUAAUCAUCAUAUUUUUUUUCAUAAUUUUAUAAUUAUUAGAUUUAUUGCGAAAACAUAUAUCAUAUGUCUGAUUGUCAAUGUCGCAAUUGACCUGAUUAUCUCCAAUGUGUGUAUAACAAUACGAAUAUCAUGAUCAUCUCCGAACUGAAGCUCUAUUUGUAAGUACUGUGCACUUCUCAUUGUGCCUGCGAAUGACGAAGCAUGAUUGAUGGUCGAUGAUGAAA